AUGUCGUCAGAAGACCGAGAAGCUCAGGAGGAUGAAUUGCUGGCCCUGGCGAGUAUUUAUGAUGGAGAUGAAUUUAGAAAAGCAGAGUCUGUCCAAGGUGGAGAAACCAGGAUCUAUUUGGACUUACCACAAAAUUUCAAGAUAUUUGUGAGCGGCAAUUCAAAUGAGUGUCUCCAGAAUAGUGGCUUUGAAUACGCCAUUUGCUUUCUGCCUCCACUUGUGCUGAACUUUGAACUGCCACCAGAUUAUCCAUCCUCCGCCCCACCUUCAUUCACACUUAGUGGCAAAUGGCUGUCACCAACUCAGCUGUCUGCUCUCUGCAAGCACUUAGACAACCUGUGGGAAGAACACCGCGGCAGCGUGGUCCUGUUUGCCUGGAUGCAGUUUCUUAAAGAAGAGACCUUAGCGUAUCUGAAUAUUGUCUCUCCUUUUGAACUCAAGAUGGGUUCUCAGAAAAAAGUUCAGAGGAGGAUGGCUCAAGCUUCUUCCAACACAGAGCUAGAUUUUGGAGGAGCUGCUGGAUCUGAUGUAGACCAAGCGGAAGUUGUGGACGAGAGAGCCGUGCAGGAUGUGGAAUCGUUGUCCAGUCUGAUCCAGGAAAUCUUGGACUUCGAUCAGGCUCAACAGAUAAAAUGCUUUAAUAGUAAAUUGUUCCUGUGCAAUAUCUGCUUCUGUGAGAAGCUGGGUAGUGAGUGCAUGUACUUCUUGGAGUGCAGGCAUGUGUACUGCAAAGCCUGUCUCAAGGACUACUUUGAAAUCCAGAUCAGAGAUGGCCAAGUUCAAUGCCUCAACUGCCCAGAGCCCAAGUGCCCUUCAGUGGCCACUCCUGGUCAGGUCAAAGAGCUAGUGGAAGCAGAGUUAUUUGCCCGUUAUGACCGCCUUCUCCUCCAGUCUACCUUGGACCUGAUGGCAGAUGUGGUGUACUGCCCCCGCCCAUCCUGCCAGCUGCCUGUGAUGCAGGAGCCUGGCUGCACGAUGGGCAUCUGUUCCAGCUGCAAUUUUGCCUUCUGUACUUUAUGCAGAUUGACCUACCAUGGGGUUUCUCCAUGUAAGGUGACUGCAGAGAAAUUAAUGGACUUACGAAAUGAGUACCUGCAAGCAGAUGAGGCCAAUAAAAGAUUUUUGGAACAGAGGUAUGGUAAGAGGGUGAUUCAGAAGGCACUGGAAGAGAUGGAAAGUAAGGAGUGGCUAGAAAAGAACUCAAAGAGCUGCCCAUGUUGUGGGACUCCCAUCGAGAAAUUAGAUGGAUGUAACAAGAUGACAUGUACUGGCUGUAUGCAGUAUUUCUGCUGGAUUUGCAUGGGUUCUCUCUCCAGAGCAAACCCUUAUAAACAUUUCACUGAUCCUGCUUCCGCAUGUUUUAACAGGUUGUUCCAUGUUGUGGAUGUUAAUGGAGAUAUUUGGGAAGAUGAGGUUGAAGACUAGUUAACUUCUGCUGCUCAAGAUACGGAAGUGGAAUGGUUUGCCCUAACCUUCUGUCAAGUAUACAGAGUGACUUCACAGGAUAUUUAGGGUACCAUUGAUUCCCUCUUCCUAUGUAGAAGAUAUGGAAGAACAAGUUUGAUAUUUUCAUGUGGUACUACUGAUUAAGGCACAUUCAGACAUUUUUCAUUGCAACAUGAUUGAGGAAAUAUUAAGCCAAAGGUUCCGAAAAUGAAAACUAGAAAAUAUUAGUAUUACAAUGUGCCCAAAGCUUUAAGUAGUUAAAAAUUAAAUAUUUAUUUUCUUCUCCAAGCUUUAGGUAAGGAGAGAGGGGUCAAGAGUUAAACUUAUAGUCCUUUUUAUCUCUGAGAAACGUCCCUCUAAGACAUUCUGUGGGAGCUCCCUCAGUAGUACUGCUUACAACUGGGGUGGGUAGAAGCCUUAUUAAAAUUGUACCGAAAGCCUGAUGUUAUUUACUCCAUGUUACAUUCUUUCCAACCUGAAUUUCUGCUAAAUUUUCUUUGGAGGAAGCCCUUUACUCUAUAACUGAUUGGAUGGCCCAGUGUCAUUUUGAUCUGAUUUU
Lipotes vexillifer (Yangtze River dolphin) is the source of this 2005-nucleotide messenger RNA. RefSeq names its product ring finger protein 14 (gene RNF14). NCBI's taxonomy places the organism in Eukaryota, Metazoa, Chordata, Mammalia, Artiodactyla, Lipotidae. Gene Ontology annotation, molecular function: zinc ion binding; ubiquitin-protein transferase activity; protein binding. The transcript has 7 exons. The record is from RefSeq and is a predicted model, not a curated record. The coding region runs from base 1 to 1425 and encodes 474 amino acids. Gene Ontology annotation, biological process: protein ubiquitination.